AGGGAGCUCAGAUAAAAGAGGAAUCUGUUAUGUCGGUCCUCUUUGAGCUUUAACAAAACAGCGAUCCAUGUAUCCGACCUCUUCGUGAAGAACACAUGCACUGUAGACUUGACAUUUGGUCUGGAUAACAUCUUUACAGUUUUCUGCCUAGAUCGAUAUCCAGUUUAUGUAUGUCACUCAAGGACUCUAAGAAAUGCCUUGUGCCUCCUUCCAACCCCGCCACCCUGGAGGCCAAAGUUGAUGACUUGCAUUUUAAAGUGGACCAGUUUCUUACCCUGGAGCUCAGGAAGAGGUUGCCCCUUAUGCGGAACUUGUGCCCACCACAGCACGCUGCAGGAGGCCAUGACCAGCCAGCUGUCAGCUCAAGCCAGACUCCUGGAUUCUCUGGAAAGGAAAGUCCUGGAGAUGAGAACAGCUCUGGAGGACCUGGCAUGUGGUCUAGGAGACAGACUGUGUGAAAAUGUGUCUGUGCCUUUGGUCGCUCUACAGAGAAGGAAGUCACUGCCUGUCCGAACCUCUAUGGAUGAAGUCUAUGUUCGCUUGGACACACCUAGAGAGCGUAAAAUAGUGUCCCAAGUCUUUAACGUGGCCUCAGAGAAAGGCACAUUAGUAGAAGUAAAUGAAAUCAAUAGAAUGAGAAGAGAGGACCAUCUGACUGAAAAAUAUUCAUCGGAGGUCAAAAUUCAGCAUGAAGUUAAAUCACAAAACACAGGAGAAAAAGAAAAACCCAUUGUAACCUCCAAAUCAUCAAAUAAUCUGCUGCAAACACAGAAUAUCAUUCAAAUGGAAAAUAAGAAUAACAUCAAGACACCCAUCGUUGCUCCUGUAUCUAUGGUGUCCAAGAAGUUGGUCGCUCCAAGGAGUCCUUCACCAAAGCCAGAAGUCCAAAACGAGAAGAAAGUUCUAACACCAAACAGUGAAGCAGCCAAGAUGACACCAACUUCUGCUCCCAUAACAAAAACAGCAGUUUUGUCUGACACAAUCGUGCCGAAACCUAAUAUUCAGCCACAAAAUCAUAAUGUCCCAAAGAAAAUUGAACCGGUGUCUCCUCAACAACAAAAAUGGCAUGGUACCAGCACACCGGUACCCAACAUUGCUUCUAAGAUGACUUCGCUAGACGUGUCAACAGCGGCAUCACCCAUCCAUACUCCUUCCACAGCAAAUCUGGUUCCUCCCGCACAGAGUUUUGGAACAUCAUCGGAAAAUAAACCAACAACAAAAAUAGAAAAUUCAACACUGUUUCCACCAAGCCAUAAACCACUAAAAACUGUGGGUUUAACCGUUACCACGGCAACAAAGGAAGCUUCUUUACUUAGACAAGUGCAGAGCUGUCCCAACUCCCUGCAAAGAUUGCAGAUUGCUGCUGGUAAAAAAGAUGCACCUCUCACAUCACCUUCAGAAAAGACAGGGCCCGAAUCACCUGAAUCGAAGCAUGAAGCUGGUGGAAUACGGAUUAAAAUAAGCCCAGCUGUAGACAAACCUCCAGCUCAGGCGAAAGUCAACAAUCCCCCUAAAACCUGUCUUAAAGUUAUAGAUGAUGUUCCAUCUCAGCCGGCACCUUUCUCUCACCGGUUUGUGGCAUUAAAGUCAAAUCCUCCACCCUGUGACACCUUCAGUAUCCACACUAGAGAAGUUCUGGGAGGUGGCCGCUUCGGCAAGGUGCACAAAUGUACAGAGAAUAAGACGGGGAUGAGGCUUGCUGCUAAGAUUAUCAACACAAGAAAUGCCAAAGAAAGAGACAUGGCCCUGAAUGAGAUCCAGGUCAUGAACCAGCUCAGCCACCCCAACAUUCUUCAACUCCACGAAGCUUUUGAGGUCAAGAAUCAAGUCGUGUUGAUAUUGGAGUUUGUGGAGGGGGGUGAGCUGUUUGAAAGAAUCGUGGAUGAGAGCUGCCCGUUGACUGAGGUGGAUGCCAUGGUCUUCGUGAAACAGAUCUGUGAGGGAGUCCAGUACAUGCAUCAGAUGUACGUCCUUCACCUGGACCUUAAGCCAGAAAAUAUCCUUCUUGUUAAUCACUCAAGCCAUCAGGUGAAGAUUAUUGACUUUGGACUUGCCAGAAGAUACAAACCUAGAGAAAAGCUCAAGGUUUCUUUUGGAACACCUGAAUUUUUGUCUCCAGAGGUGGUGAACUUUGAUUUUGUCUCGUUCCCUACAGACAUGUGGACUUUGGGCGUCGUCACAUAUAUGCUGUUAAGUGGCCUUUCUCCUUUUCUGGGUGAUGAUGACAACCAGACCCUCAACAAUGUGCUCCUGGGCAACUGGUACUUUGAUGAGGAUGCUUUCGAGCAUGUCUCUGCAGAGGCUCGAGACUUUGUGACCAACCUGUUGAUCCGAGAGAGAAGUGGUCGUCUGAGCGCGUCCCAGUGUCUCAAGCAUCCGUGGCUCAACAACAUCUCAGAAAAAGCAAAGAGCAGCAACAUAGUGCUCAAGUCGCAGGUUCUCCUUAAGAAGUACAUGGCCAGACGAAUGUGGAAGAAAAACUACAUAGCCAUUGCUGCAGCCAACCGGUUUAAGAAGAUUGGAAGUUCAGGUUCCCUGACGUCGCUUGCAAUCUAAGAGUGUUCUUCUUAGUACACUUCUGAGCACAGUUUUUGCUUUUAUAAUAUGCCUUUGUAAAUGUUGAGACUUUGUCUAUAUGCCAUUUUAACCCAUUUUACCACAAUGAUUAAACAGAAGUGAUUAUACUACACGCGAGCAAGCAUCUUUAGGCACAUACUGUAUAUCUCUUGUGCUUGUUGGCAUGAGCAACACAUUUAUUUUGUUUUCUGCAGGUAAAAUUGUUCACUUUUGCUGUUCUUCAAAUGUAAUUAAGACAGAAAUAACUUAGUGAGGAUAAAGUGUGGGAACAAUCAUCGCAUAAAAUUUGGCUUGCAGCUCAAAAGUUAUAUUUUGAAAACGAUGCAGUAGUAGAUUAACAACAAGUGUUUAAUAUUGUUUUGAGAGGCCAUAAACAUAAAUAAAAAAUAGGAAGUAAAACUUUCAGGGCUGGUGGGUUUAACCACAGAAAUGCAGAAACAGAAACUUUGCUGAGCGAACAUGACUACAAAUCUGGAUUGUUGGUUCCAAAGUGAAGGUCCUGGCUGCCAGAAAGCGACAACAUGUCAUGGGUAUGAUGACAUAAUAGUAUGACUUGGUCCGUCCGCUUUCUCAUUUCCUGUAUGUGAGUCACGACAUGGACCAACAUAGUUCCAUCUCCUUUGUGUGCUACAAAUUCUUCACGAUUGGUUUCAUCCGAACUGAUCAGCUUUCCAUGCGUUAAUGCACUGUGAAAAAAGCUCGUUUUCAAAACACUGAUCAUUCCGAACAAG
Messenger RNA from Triplophysa dalaica, 3308 nucleotides. It is a transcript of the gene mylk2, whose product is annotated as myosin light chain kinase 2. Gene Ontology annotation, biological process: positive regulation of apoptotic process; intracellular signal transduction; protein phosphorylation. The record is from RefSeq and is a predicted model, not a curated record. Lineage: Eukaryota; Metazoa; Chordata; Actinopteri; Cypriniformes; Nemacheilidae. Gene Ontology annotation, cellular component: cytoplasm; nucleus. Gene Ontology annotation, molecular function: protein serine/threonine kinase activity; ATP binding.